Molecule: messenger RNA, 13882 nt
Organism: Corvus hawaiiensis (hawaiian crow)
Lineage: Eukaryota; Metazoa; Chordata; Aves; Passeriformes; Corvidae
Product: neuroblast differentiation-associated protein AHNAK-like
Biological process (GO): regulation of RNA splicing
Cellular component (GO): nucleus; costamere; cytoplasm
Source: RefSeq, a predicted model, not a curated record
AUCUCCAUGCCCGACAUCGACCUGAACCUCAAAGGGCCCAAAGUCAAGGCAGACCUUGACAUUUCCACCCCAAAACUGGAAGGGGAGCUGAAAAACCCUGGACUGGACAUCAAAGGCCCCAAAGUUGAGGUUGAAGCACCAGAUUUGGACAUCCAAGGGCCCGAGGGGAAAUUAAAGUUCCCCAAGCUGAAAAUGCCCAAAUUUGAGGUGAAGGGAAAGAGCCCCGACCUCGAGGUGACGCUCCCAAAGGGGGAGAUGGACAUUUCCGGCCCCAAGGUGGACAUCGAUGUCCCGAGUGUGGACGUGGAAGGGCCGGAGGUCAAAGGGAAAGGUCUCAAGUUUAAAAUGCCUGAACUCAACGUUCAGACCCCAAAACUCUCCAUGCCAGAUGUGGAUUUGGGAUUGAAGACCCCAAAACUGAAGGGGGACGCUGGAAUUUCUGGGCUGAAGGGCCCCAAAAUCGAUGUGAAAGGCCCCAAAGUGGAUGUGGAAAGUGCCAAAAUUGAUGUGAAAGGUCCCAAGAUCGAUGUGGAAGGUCCCAAAAUUGAUGUGGAAGGGCCCAAGGUGGAUGUGGAAGGUCCCAGGUUGGAUGUUGACGUGCCUGAGGUGGACUUGGAAUGUCCAGAAGGGAAGAUAAAAGGCCCCAAAUUCAAGAUGCCGAAACUUAACAUUAAAUCACCCAAAAUCUCGAUGCCGGACGUGGAUUUGAACCUGAAGGGACACAAGGUGAAGGGAGAGGUGGACGUGUCCCUCCCGAAGGUUGAAGGUGAUGCCGGCAUCAACAUCAAGGGGCCGAAGGUGGACGUGGAGGUCCCAGAUGUCCACCUGGAGUGUCCAGAGGCCAAACUGAAAAUGCCAAAAAUGAAAUUGCCUCAUUUCAACGUGUCCAGCCCCAAGCUGGAAGGGCCCGAGGUGGAUGUUACCCUGCCGAAAGGAGAGGUGGACCUCUCUGGGCCAGAGGUGGACAUUGAAGGUCCAGAAGUGGACGUUGGAGGAGUGGAAGGGAAAUGGAAAGGUCCCAAAUUCCGGAUGCCGAAGCUGAACAUCAAAUCCCCCAAAAUCUCCAUGCCAGAUGUGGACUUGAACCUGAAGGGACCCAAACUGAAGGGAGAGGUGGACGUGGCAGUCCCCAAGCUGGAAGGGGACUUGAAAGCUCCAGAAAUGGACAUUAAAGGGCCAAAAGUGGACAUUGAGGUGCCCAGCGUGGAUUUGGAGUAUCCUGAGGGGAAGGUCAAAGGCCCCAAGUUCAAGAUGCCUGAGAUGCACAUCAAGACACAGAAGAUCUCCAUGCCGGACAUGGACAUCAACCUGAAGGGCUCCAAGGUCAAGGGCGACGUGGAUGUGUCCCUUCCAAAGCUUGAAGGUGACCUGAAGGGUCCUGAAGUGGACAUCAAAGGCCCCAAAGUGGACAUUGAGGCACCCGAUGUCGACAUUCACGGCCCCGAAGGAAAAUUCAAGAUGCCCAAAUUCAAAAUGCCCAAGUUCGGGAUGCCCGGGGUCAAGGCAGAAGGUCCCGAGGUGGACGUGAACCUCCCAACAGGAAACCUGGAUGUGUCCGGCCCCAAGGUGGACAUUGAAGGUCCGGAAGUGGACGUGGAGCUGCCAGAGGGGAAGGUCAAAGGCCCCAAGUUCAAGAUGCCCGAGAUGCACAUCAAGGCCCCCAAGAUCUCCAUGCCCGAUGUCGACUUCAACCUGAAAGGCCCCAAAGUGAAGGGGGACGUUGAUGUUUCCGUUCCCAAGCUGGAAGGUGACCUGAAGGGCCCUGAAAUUGACAUCAAAGGCCCCAAAGUCGAUGUUGAUCUUCCUGAUGUUGAUCUGGAAGCACCUGAGGGGAAGAUCAAAGGCCCCAAGUUUAAGAUGCCUGAGAUGCACAUCAAGGCCCCCAAAAUCUCAAUGCCAGACUUUGAUCUGAACCUAAAAGGCCCCAAAGUGAAGGGAGAUGUCGAUGUCUCUGUCCCUAAGCUUGAGGGUGACCUGAAAGGUCCUGAACUGGACAUCAAAGGCCCCAAAGUGGACAUUGAGGCACCCGAUGUCGACAUUCACGGCCCCGAAGGAAAAUUCAAGAUGCCCAAAUUCAAAAUGCCCAAAUUUGGGAUGCCCGGGGUCAAGGCAGAAGGUCCCGAGGUGGACGUGAACCUCCCAACAGGAAACCUGGAUGUGUCUGGCCCCAAGGUGGACAUUGAAGGUCCGGAAGUGGACGUGGAGCUGCCAGAGGGGAAGGUCAAAGGCCCCAAGUUCAAGAUGCCCGAGAUGCACAUCAAGGCCCCCAAGAUCUCCAUGCCCGAUGUCGACUUCAACCUGAAAGGCCCCAAAGUGAAGGGGGACGUUGAUGUUUCCGUUCCCAAGCUGGAAGGUGACCUGAAGGGCCCUGAAAUUGACAUCAAAGGCCCCAAAGUCGAUGUUGAUCUUCCUGAUGUGGAGCUGGGAGGUCCAGAGGGGAAGAUCAAAGGCCCCAAGUUCAAGAUGCCUGAGAUGCACAUCAAGGCCCCCAAGAUCUCCAUGCCCGAUGUCGACUUCAACUUGAAGGGCCCCAAGGUCAAGGGUGACAUCAAUGUUUCUGCUCCAAAGCUGGAAGGUGACCUGCAGGGCCCCGAAAUCGACAUCAAAGGCCCCAAAGUGGACAUCGAGGCACCCGAUGUCGACAUUCACGGCCCCGAAGGAAAAUUCAAGAUGCCCAAAUUCAAGAUGCCCAAGUUCGGGAUGCCUGGGGUCAAGGCAGAAGGUCCUGAGGUGGACGUGAACCUCCCAACAGGAAACCUGGAUGUGUCCGGCCCCAAGGUGGACGUUGAGAUGCCGAGUGUGGACAUUGAGGGCCCCGAGGGGAAGAUCAAAGGCCCCAAGUUCAAGAUGCCCGAGAUGAACAUCAAAGCCCCCAAGAUCUCCAUGCCGGACAUUGACCUCAACCUGAAAGGCCCGAAGGUCAAGGGGGGUCUUGAUGUCUCUGUCCCCAGAUUGGAGGGUGACCUGAAAGGUCCGGAUGUGAAUAUUAAAGGUCCGAAGUUGGAUGUGGAUGUUCCUGAUGUGGACGUUGAAGGUCCCGAGGGGAAGUGGAAAGGACCCAAGAUCAAGAUGCCCGAGAUGAACAUCAAGGCACCGAAAUUUUCUUUGCCUGAUGUCGACCUGAACCUGAAAGGUCCCAAACUGAAGGGAGAAGUGGAUGUGUCUGCCCCAAAAAUUGAAGGUGACGUGAAAGUGCCAGAUCUGGAGUUGAAAGGACCCAAAGUGGACGUGGAUGUCCCUGACAUCGAACUGGAGGGCCCCGAGGGGAAGGUGAAGGGCCCCAAGUUCAAGAUGCCCGAGAUGCACUUCAAAGCCCCCAAGAUCUCAAUGCCGGACUUUGAUCUGAACCUGAAGGGCCCCAAAGUGAAAGGGGACGUGGACAUGUCCAUCCCGAAAAUCGAGGGAGAUUUGAAGGGCCCAGACGUUGACAUCAAAGGCCCCAAAGUCAAUGUCAACCUCCCUGACGUCGACCUGGAGUGUCCGGAAGCGAAGCUGAAAGGCCCCAAGUUCAAGAUGCCCGAAAUGCACUUCAAAACCCCCAAAAUCUCCAUGCCUGACAUUGAUUUGAACCUGAAAGGCCCAAAACUGAAGGGGGACGUGGACAUCUCUGGCCCCAAACUGGAAGGCGAUUUGAAGGGCCCAGAUGUGGACAUCGAAGCUUCUGGUCCCAAACUGGACAUCGAAGCUCCUGCCGUGGACAUUGAUCUCCCAGAGGGGAAGGUGAAGGGCCCCAAGUUCAAGAUGCCCGAGAUGCACUUCAAGGCCCCCAAAAUCUCAAUGCCAGACUUUGAUCUGAACCUGAAAGGCCCCAAGGUCAAGGGCGACAUUGAUGUGUCCCUGCCCAAGCUGGAAGGUGACCUGAAAGGUCCAAAAGUGGACACUGAGGCUCCAGAUGUGGAGCUGGAAUGUCCAGAAGGGAAGAUCAAAGGCCCCAAGUUCAAAAUGCCCGAGAUGCACAUUAAGGCCCCCAAGAUCUCCAUGCCCGACUUCGAUCUGAACCUGAAAGGCCCCAAGGUGAAGGGGGACAUUGAUGUCUCAGUCCCCAAGCUGGAAGGGGACCUGAAAGGUCCUGAAAUUGACGUCAAAGGCCCCAAAGUUGAUGUCAGCCUUCCUGAUGUUGAGCUGGAGUGUCCAGAGGGGAAGGUGAAAGGCCCCAAGUUCAAGAUGCCCGAGAUGCAUUUUAAGACACCCAAGAUCUCCAUGCCUGACAUCGACCUGAACCUGAAAGGCCCCAAAAUCAAGGGGGACGUUGAUGUUUCCCUUCCCAAAGUGGAAGGUGACCUGAAGGGCCCCGAAAUUGACAUCAAAGGUCCCAAAGUUGAUGUUGACCUUCCUGAUGUUGAUCUGGCAGGUCCAGAGGGGAAGAUCAAAGGCCCCAAGUUCAAGAUGCCCGAGAUGAACAUCAAGGCCCCCAAGAUCUCCAUGCCCGAUGUUGACUUCAACCUGAAGGGCCCCAAGGUCAAAGGGGACAUUGAUGUCUCUGUCCCUAAACUGGAAGGGGACCUGAAGGCCCCUGAAAUUGACAUCAAAGGCCCCAAAGUGGACAUUGAGGCACCUGACGUCAACAUUCAUGGCCCAGAAGGGAAAAUAAAGUUCCCCAAAUUCAAGAUGCCCAAGUUCGGGAUGCCCGGGGUCAAGGCAGAAGGUCCCGAGGUGGACGUGAACCUCCCAACAGGAAACCUGGAUGUGUCUGGCCCCAAGGUGGACAUUGAAGGUCCGGAAGUGGACGUGGAGCUGCCAGAGGGGAAGGUCAAAGGCCCCAAGUUCAAGAUGCCCGAGAUGCAUUUUAAGACACCCAAGAUCUCCAUGCCCGAUGUUGACUUCAACCUGAAGGGCCCCAAAGUGAAGGGGGACAUCGAUGUCUCUGUUCCAAAGCUCGAGGGAGAUUUGAAAGCCCCAGACAUCAACAUCCAGGGCCCCAAAGUCAAUGUUGAUCUUCCUGAUGUUGAACUGGAAGGGCCUGAGGGGAAGAUCAAAGGCCCCAAGUUCAAGAUGCCUGAGAUGCACAUCAAGGCCCCCAAGUUCUCCAUGCCCGAUGUUGACUUCAACCUGAAGGGCCCCAAGGUCAAGGGUGAUGUGGACGUGUCAGUUCCAAAACUGGAAGGUGACCUGAAGGCCCCUGAGCUGGACAUCAAAGGCCCCAAAGUGGAUAUUGAAGCACCUGAUGUCGAUAUUCAUGGCCCAGAAGGGAAAAUAAAAUUUCCCAAAUUCAAGAUGCCCAAAUUUGGGGUCCCCGGCUCCAAAGUGGAGGCACCAGACGUGGCCGUGAACCUGCCAACAGGAAACCUGGAUGUGUCCGGCCCCAAGGUGGACAUUGAAGGUCCGGAAGUGGACGUGGAGCUGCCAGAGGGGAAGAUCAAAGGCCCGAAGUUCAAGAUGCCCGAGAUGCACAUCAAGGCCCCCAAGAUCUCCAUGCCCGAUGUCGACUUCAACCUGAAAGGCCCCAAAGUGAAGGGGGACGUUGAUGUUUCCGUUCCCAAGCUGGAAGGUGACCUGAAGGGCCCUGAAAUUGACAUCAAAGGCCCCAAAGUCGAUGUUGAUCUUCCUGAUGUGGAGCUGGGAGGUCCAGAGGGGAAGAUCAAAGGCCCCAAGUUCAAGAUGCCCGAGAUGCACAUCAAGGCCCCCAAGAUCUCCAUGCCGGACGUUGACUUCAACCUGAAGGGCCCCAAGCUGGAAGGUGAUGUUAAGGGUCCUGAGCUGGACAUCAAAGGCCCCAAAGUGGACAUUGAGGCACCCGAUGUCGACAUUCACGGCCCAGAAGGGAAAAUUAAAAUGCCAAAAUUCAAGAUGCCCAAAUUUGGAUUUUCCGGUCCAAAAGUGGAAGGUCCCGAGGUAGACGUGAACCUCCCUGAGGCCGAUGUCAACAUUUCGGCUCCAAAGGUUGACGUUUCUAUCCCUGACCUGGACAUUGAAGGCCCAGAAGGGAAACUGAAGGGCCCCAAGUUCAAGAAGCCGGAGCUGCAGUUCAACGUCCCCAAAAUCUCCAUGCCCGACAUCGACCUGAACCUGAAAGGCCCCAAAUUGAAAGGUGACCUCGAUGCUUCUCUUCCCAAGGUCGAGGGCGAGCUGAAAGGCCCAAAAGUUGACAUCAAAGGGCCAGAGCUCGAGCUGGAGGGGCCGAAGGCUGACCUCGAAGGAAAAGGUAAAAAAUCCAGGUUUAAACUUCCCAAGUUUGGCUUUUCUGGCCCAAAAGUUCAAAGCCCUGAGGUGGACGUGAAGCUCAAAAAACCUGAGGUGGAGCUGUCUGGCCCGAAAGUCGAGGUUCAGGCUCCAGAUUUGGAUGUCCAGGCGAAAUCCAAAGGUUCCAAAUUCAAAAUGCCUUUUCUCAAUAUUUCUUCACCCAAAGUCUCGAUGCCGGACGUGGAGUUGAACCUGAAGGGGCACAAAAUGAAAGGGGAGUUUGACCUGUCUGUCCCCAAAUUGGAAGGGGAGAUGAAGAGUCCCGAGGUGGACAUCAAAGGCCCCAAGGUCAACCUUGAGACCCCCGAUGUGGAUGUUCAUGGCCCAGAGGGUAAAAUCAAGAUGCCCAAGUUCAAAAUGCCCAAAUUUGGUGUUCCUGGGUUUAAAGGGGAGGGGCCAGAGGUGGACGUGAACCUGCCAACAGGAGAACUGGAUGUGUCUGGUCCCGAAGUGGACAUUGAAGGCCCAGAUGUGGACAUUGAGGGGCCAGAGGGGAAGAUCAAAGGCCCCAAGUUCAAGAUGCCCGAGAUGAACAUCAAAGCCCCCAAGAUCUCCAUGCCUGACAUUGACCUCAACCUGAAAGGCCCCAAAGUGAAGGGGGAUGUGGAUGUGUCCCUGCCCCAGGUGGACCUGAAAGGACCCAAAUUGGACGUAGAAGUUCCCGACCUCGAUAUUGAAGGUCCGAAAGGGAAAAUAAAAGGCCCCAAAUUUAAAAUGCCUGAGAUGAACAUCAAAGCUCCCAACAUCUCCAUGCCAGACCUGGACCUGAACCUGAAAGGCCCCAAGGUGAAAGGCGGGGUGGACAUUGAUCUAUCCACACCGAAAAUCGAAGGGGACGUAAAUAUGCCAGACAUCAGUGUCAAAGGCCCCAAAGUGGACGUUGAAGGCCCAGAGCUGGACAUUGAAGGGCCUGAGGGGAAGAUCAAAGGCCCCAAGUUCAAGAUGCCCGAGAUGCACAUCAAGGCCCCCAAGAUCUCCAUGCCCGAUGUCGACUUCCACUUGAAGGGCCCCAAGGUCAAGGGUGACAUCAAUGUUUCUGCUCCAAAGCUGGAAGGUGACCUGCAGGGCCCCGAAAUCGACAUCAAAGGCCCCAAAGUGGACAUCGAGGCACCCGAUGUGGACAUUCACGGCCCUGAGGGAAAAUUCAAGAUGCCCAAGUUCAAGAUGCCCAAGUUCGGGAUGCCCGGGGUCAAGGCAGAAGGUCCUGAGGUGGAUGUGAACCUCCCAACAGGAAACCUGGAUGUGUCCGGCCCCAAGGUGGACAUUGAAGGUCCGGAAGUGGACGUGGAGCUGCCAGAGGGGAAGGUGAAGGGCCCCAAGUUCAAGAUGCCCGAGAUGCAUUUUAAGACACCCAAGAUCUCCAUGCCCGACAUUGACCUGAACCUGAAAGGUCCCAAGAUCAAAGGUGACGUUGAUGUUUCUGUCCCUAAGCUGGAAGGUGACCUGAAAGGCCCUGAAAUUGACAUCAAAGGCCCCAAAGUCGAUGUUGAUCUUCCUGAUGUGGAGCUGGGAGGUCCAGAGGGGAAGAUCAAAGGCCCCAAGUUCAAGAUGCCUGAGAUGCACAUCAAGGCCCCCAAAAUCUCAAUGCCGGACUUUGAUCUGAACCUGAAGGGCCCCAAGGUGAAGGGGGACGUUGAUGUUUCCGUUCCCAAGCUGGAAGGUGACCUGAAGGGCCCUGAAAUUGACAUCAAAGGCCCCAAAGUCGAUGUUGAUCUUCCUGAUGUUGAUCUGGAAGCACCUGAGGGGAAGAUCAAAGGCCCCAAGUUCAAGAUGCCUGAGAUGCACAUCAAGGCCCCCAAAAUCUCCAUGCCGGACUUUGACCUGAACCUGAAAGGCCCCAAAGUGAAGGGGGACGUUGAUGUUUCCGUUCCCAAGCUGGAAGGUGACCUGAAGGGUCCUGAAAUUGACAUCAAAGGCCCCAAAGUCGAUGUUGAUCUUCCUGAUGUGGAGCUGGGAGGUCCAGAGGGGAAGAUCAAAGGCCCCAAGUUCAAGAUGCCUGAGAUGCACAUCAAGGCCCCCAAAAUCUCAAUGCCGGACUUUGAUCUGAACCUGAAGGGCCCCAAGGUGAAGGGGGACGUUGAUGUUUCCGUUCCCAAGCUGGAAGGUGACCUGAAGGGCCCUGAAAUUGACAUCAAAGGCCCCAAAGUCGAUGUUGAUCUUCCUGAUGUUGAUCUGGAAGCACCUGAGGGGAAGAUCAAAGGCCCCAAAUUUAAGAUGCCCGAGAUGAACAUCAAGGCUCCCAAAAUCUCAAUGCCGGACUUUGAUCUGAACCUGAAAGGCCCCAAAGUGAAGGGGGACAUGGACGUGUCACUGCCGAGCAUGGGAGGUGACCUGAAAGGGCCAAAGGUGGAUGUGAAAGGCCCUGAGUUCAAUGUUUCUGCCCCAGAUGUUCAAAUCGAGGGCCCAGAAGGGAAGGUUAAAGGCCCCAAGUUCAAGAUGCCUGAGAUGCACAUCAAGGCCCCCAAGAUCUCCAUGCCUGACAUUGAUCUGAACCUGAAAGGCCCCAAGGUGAAGGGGGACAUUGAUGUCUCUGUUCCAAAGCUGGAAGGGGACCUGAAGGGCCCUGACAUCGACAUCAAAGGCCCCAAAGUCGAUGUUGACCUUCCUGAUGUGGAAUUGGAGGGACCUGAGGGGAAGAUCAAAGGCCCUAAGUUCAAGAUGCCCGAGAUGCACAUCAAGGCCCCCAAGAUCUCCAUGCCGGACAUCGACUUCAACCUGAAAGGCCCCAAAGUGAAGGGGGACGUGGAUGUGUCCCUUCCAAAGCUCGAGGGUGACCUGCAGGGCCCCGAAAUUGACAUCAAAGGCCCCAAAGUCGAUGUUGAUCUCUCUGAUGUGGAGCUGGGAGGUCCAGAGGGGAAGAUCAAAGGCCCCAAGUUCAAGAUGCCCGAGAUGCACAUCAAGGCCCCCAAGAUCUCCAUGCCUGAUGUCGACUUCAACUUGAAGGGCCCCAAGGUCAAGGGUGACAUUGAUGUCUCUGUCCCUAAACUGGAAGGUGACCUGCAGGGCCCCGAAAUCGACAUCAAAGGCCCCAAAGUGGACAUCGAGGCACCCGAUGUCAACAUUCAUGGCCCUGAGGGAAAAUUCAAGAUGCCCAAAUUCAAGAUGCCCAAGUUCGGGAUGCCCGGGGUCAAGGCAGAAGGUCCUGAGGUGGAUGUGAACCUCCCAACAGGAAACCUGGAUGUGUCUGGCCCCAAGGUGGACAUUGAAGGUCCGGAAGUGGACGUGGAGCUGCCAGAGGGGAAGGUGAAGGGCCCCAAGUUCAAGAUGCCCGAGAUGCAUUUUAAGACACCCAAGAUCUCCAUGCCCGACAUUGACCUGAACCUGAAAGGUCCCAAGAUCAAAGGUGACGUUGAUGUUUCUGUCCCUAAGCUGGAAGGUGACCUGAAGGGUCCUGAAAUUGACAUCAAAGGCCCCAAAGUCGAUGUUGAUCUCCCUGAUGUAGAGCUGGGAGGUCCUGAGGGGAAGAUCAAAGGCCCCAAGUUCAAGAUGCCCGAGAUGCACAUCAAGGCCCCCAAAAUCUCCAUGCCGGACGUUGACUUCAACCUGAAGGGCCCCAAGUUUGAGGGUGACCUUAAGGGUCCUGAGCUGGACAUCAAAGGCCCCAAAGUGGACAUCGAGGCACCCGAUGUCGACAUUCACGGCCCCGAAGGGAAAUUCAAACUACCAAAAUUCAAGAUGCCCAAAUUUGGGAUGCCAGGGCUGAAGGGAGAAGGUCCUGAGGUGGACGUGAACCUGCCAACAGGAAACCUGGAUGUGUCCGGCCCCAAGGUGGACAUUGAAGGUCCGGAAGUGGACGUUGAGGGUCCUGAAGGAAAACUGAAAGGCCCCAAGUUCAAGAUGCCUGAGAUGCACAUCAAGGCCCCCAAAAUCUCCAUGCCAGACCUCGAUCUGAACCUGAAAGGCCCCAAAAUCAAAGGUGAUGUGGACAUGUCUCUGCCAAGCGUUGAAGGAGAACUGAAAGGCCCUGAGGUCAAUGUCACUGCCCCCGACAUCAGCAUCGACAGCCCUGAGGGCAAAUUCAAACUCCCCAAGUUCAAGAUGCCCAAAUUUUCCAUGCCUGGAUUCAAAGGGGAAGGGAUGGACGUUGAUGUGACCCUCCCCAGGGGUGACGUCGACAUUUCGGGCCCCAGCAUGGAUGUGGAGGCUCCUGACCUGAGCGUGGACGGGAAAGUCAAAGGUCCCAAAUUUUCCAUGCCCGAGAUGCACAUCAAGGCCCCCAAGAUCUCCAUGCCCGAUGUCGACUUCAACCUGAAGGGCCCCAAGGUCGAAGGUGAUGUCGAUGUUUCUGUCCCGAAAAUGGAAGGUGACCUGAAGGGCCCUGAAAUUGACAUCAAAGGCCCCAAAGUCGAUGUUGAUCUUCCUGAUGUGGAGCUGGGAGGUCCAGAGGGGAAGAUCAAAGGCCCCAAGUUCAAGAUGCCCGAGAUGCACAUCAAGGCCCCCAAGAUCUCCAUGCCCGAUGUUGACUUCAACCUGAAGGGCCCCAAGGUCAAAGGGGACAUCGAUGUCUCUGUCCCUAAGCUGGAGGGGAACCUGCAGUGCCCAGAUGUUGAUAUCAAAGGCCCCAAGGUGGACAUUCAGGCACCAGAUGUGACCCUGGAAGGGCCCAAGGUCAAGAUGCCCGAAAUUCAGGUCAAGACCCCCCAGAUCUCCAUGCCCGACAUCGACCUGAACCUGAAGGGCCUGAAGGUGAAAGGCGACUCUGACCUGCAUGGGCCCAAGCUCGAGGGGGGUCUGAAGGGCCCCGAGGUCGAUAUCAAAGGCCCCAAAGUCGACAUCGAGGGCCCAGCGGUCGACGUCGAUGGUCUGGGGGGGAAAGUGAAGCUACCCAAAAUGAAAAUGCCCAAAUUUGGCUUUAAAGGGGAAGGUCCUGACGCGGAUGUGAAGUUGCCAAAGGCCGAGGUGGAUCUGUCUGGCCCCAAGGUUGACCUCAGCCUCCCGGAGGUCAACGUUGAGGGUCUGGAGGGCAAAGUGAAAGGUCCUAAACUGAAAAUGCCCGAAAUGCAUAUGAACGUCCCCAAAAUCUCCAUGCCUGAGAUAGACCUGAACUUGAAAGGCCACAAAACCAAGGGCGGCUUUGACAUUUCAACCCCAAAGGUGGAAGGUCACCUAAAAGGGCCUGAGGUCAACCUCAAAGGACCAGAAUUCGGGGUCAAAGGCCCUGAAGUUGACGUUGAAGGUCCCGACCUGAGCAUCGAGGGCCCAGAGGCCAACAUCAAAGCUCCCAAGUUUAAAAAGUCCAAGUUUGGGUUUGGGAUGAAAAGCCCAAAGGCGGAGGUGGAUUUACCGGAGGCAGAGCUGAAUGUGGAGUCACCUGAGGUCAAUCUGUCUGGGAAGGGGAAGAAGAGCAAGUUCAAGAUGCCCAAAAUCCACAUGAGCGGCCCCAAAGUGAAGGGGAAGAAGGGGGCAUUCGAUGUGAACGCGGCGGGGGCAGAGCUGGACACAGAACUCAGCAUUGCCGGCCCCGACGUCACCGUCAAAGGUGAUGCCGCCGUGAAGUCGCCCAAAGGCAAGAAACCCAUGUUUGGGAAAAUCUCCUUCCCAGAUGUCGAAUUCGACCUCAAAUCGCACAAGUUCCGAGGGGAGGCCUCAGUGGGGGUCCCGAAAGUCGAGGGGGAUCUGGAGGUGUCGGUGCCGGCGGUCAAGGGCGACCUCAAGGGCCCGAGUCUCAACAUGGACGUUGAAGGUCCCGAUGUGAACCUGAAAAGCCCAAAAUUCAAACUCCCUGGGGUCCAGGUGGGCGCUGGGGAUGUGAAAAUCAGGGGGGACCUGAAAGGCCCUGGGAUCGAUGUCGCCGUUCCCUCGGUCGCGGUGCCGGAUGUCGACUUGGGCGUGAAAGGACCAAAAGUAAAAGGUGAAGUCAGUGUUGCCGGAGCACAACUGGAAGGUCCCGAGGGGAAACUGGGAUGGCCCAAGGGGGGGAAAAUGGGUUUGGGGCUGGAAAUGCCGGAUGUGGACUCGGAUGUGGAUGUGAAGCUCACAGGGCCCCAAAUCUCCAGACCUGAGUUUGAGGGGAACCUGAAAGGACCAAAAUUAAAGGGAGACUUGGACGUUUCGGGCUCUGUGGAAGGGCCUGGUGUCACCCUGGACGUGCCCGGCCUCGACCUCGGCGGCUUGGGGGGGAAGGUGAAGCUGCCCAAGGCCAAGUCCCCGACGCUGGAGGUCAAGGGGGGCGUCCCCUGCUCCGUCCAGUCCCCGGGGGCCUCCCUGGACCUCAAGGGGCCCUCGCUGGAUGUCUCCGGCCUGGAUUUGGAUGUCAACCUGAAAGGACCAAAGUUGAAAGGAGACAUCGGCGUCAAAUCCCCCAAAGCAUCGGCAGACGACUCUGGCUUUGAAAUUCUGGGGGGCACCAUCAAACUCCCGUCCCUGAAGCUCCCCCAGUUCGGCAUCUCCAGCCCCAGCAUGGAGGGAGGGGACGCAGGGGUCACUCUGGAAGGUCCCCAAGUGAAGGGGGGGCUGAAGGGCUCCGGUUUGGAGCUGGAAGGCCCCGAGGUGGAACUGAAAGGGCCGAAAUUCCCAACACCAGCGUCUCCCGGCGUCCCCUUGCCGGACGUUGAUCUGAGGCUGAAAGGACCAAACCUGGAUGUGGCUGGUGACAUCAAAGGGUCAAAGGUCAGUGUGGAAGCCCCUCAUGGAGGGGUGAGCGUCCACCUGGAGGCUCCGGAAGUGUCUGGCUCAGGAUUGAACGUCAGCAUGAAAGGGCCAAAGGUCAAAGGUGUGGCCGAGGUGACGCCGCCGUCGGUCAGCGCUGGCGCUGGAAUGUUCCACGCCUCCGGCCCCAAGGUGGGCACUGGGGCCGGCCCCGAGGGCAGCCAGGUCAAAGUAUCCUUCCCCAAGCUGCGGAUGCCGAAAUUCGUCUUCUCUGAGCCUGAGGCCAAGGGCCGGGAGGUCGGGGUAGACGUCGACUUCCCUGGGGCCGACGUGGCCGAGCCGGAACCGGAUGAGGCUGAGGCGAGGAUGAAGAAAUCCAAGCUCAAGAUGCCCAAAUUCAACUUCUCCAAGCAGAAAGGGCGGAGCGGUGGCACCCUGGGGUCCCCUGAGGCGUCAGGGUCGGUGUCAGGCUCCAAGGGCGACCUGAAGAGCUCCAAGGUGAGUCUGGGCUCAGCCGAGGGCGAGCUGGAGGCCGAGGCGCCGGCGGCCAAGGGCAAAUUCUCGCUGUUCCGCAGCAAGAAGCCGCGGCCGCGCUCGUCGUCCUUCAGCGAUGACCACUCGGCCGAGCUGGACGCCGCCGCCAAGCAGCCCAAGAGCAAAUUUGGGACCUUCGGCGGCAUCGGCUCCAAGGCCAAGGGGUGCUACGAGGUCACAGCCGGGGAUGAGGACGCGGGGCGGGCACUGGGGUCCCCCAAGUCCCGCCUGUCCUCAUCCUCGUCCUCCGAGGGCGUCGGUGGCGCUGCCCGGGGCGGCUUCCGCGUGCCCGGCGUGGAGCUGGCGGUGGCCAAGCGCAAGGAGUGACCGCUGGGGGAGGGGUUGUACAUAGGCCUGGAAGGAGGGACCCCCACAUGUACAGAAAUGGGGGGAGGGGUUGGGGGUCCCCCCGAAAUUUUGGGGUCCCCCUCGGGGUCCCUACGCUCGCUCUGGCCCCGCUGAGAGCUUCACUUCUUCCCUCCCAAUUUAUCCUUUUUUGAUAUUUUUAUUGGGUUUUUUUUUUCGUUCUCCUCUGUUUUUUUCCCCUCCUCCCCCUCAAAAAAUUUUCAGUGUUUGGUUC